Molecule: messenger RNA, 2294 nt
Organism: Paramecium pentaurelia
Lineage: Eukaryota; Ciliophora; Oligohymenophorea; Peniculida; Parameciidae
Source: the annotation of a GenBank genome assembly
AUGUAAGAAUAAUUAGAAAAUAUCCAUGUAAUUUAAAAAAUAUAUUCAGCAUAAGGAAAUACUUAUGAAGAAGUUAUUUCCAAUUUUCAUAAUCUAUAAAAGUAGCAUCUUACAAAACUAUUUAAAUAUAUUUCUAAUGAAAAUGAAUUAAAUUAAUUUUAAUUGAAAGGAUCUGUCAUUGGAGUUGAUAUUGAACAUACAAAUGAAAUUGGAUUUGACGGAUAAAUCAGUAUUGUAUAAAUUAAGGAUGAUGAAGAUGUAUAUAUUUUUGAUGUGAUUGAAAUUGGAUUAGAAAAUUAAAAAUUGAUAAAUGUUCUAAAGUUAAUUUUUGAAGAUGAUAAAAUAAUAAAAGUAUUUUAUGCAGGAAGUACUGAUGUUUUAUGGUUAAAAAGAGACUUUUAAAUUUAUAUCUAAAAUUAUUUUGAUCUUAAAGAAAUAGCAGAUAUGUGUAAAUUAAGUAAAAUAAAUUAUUUUAUUUAUAAUAGAAGGAGGAAAUUCUUUGAUUUAUUUAUGGAAACAAUAUUGUGAUCAUCAAGUUUCUAAAUCUUAUAAAAAUAAUAUGUAGACAUCUAAUUGGGCAGAAAGACCUUUAACUUAAGAAUAAUUAAUUUAUGCUGCAUAUGAUUGCUAUUAUUUGCCAUAUCUUAGAUAUGUUUUAUUGUAAGAACUAACUAAAAUUGACAUCAAAUAACAAAUUAAAAUUUUUUUAAAAUUCAACAAAACUGUUAAUAAAGAUUAUAAAAAACCUAUUUUAUCAAAUUCAGAAUUAGCUAAAGUGAUUUAAAAAGAGUACAAUCUUUUAAUGCAAAUAGUGACUGAAACUAAUGAUACAUCUCCUAUCUAUUAAUUAUUAUAGACUUAACCUGCUGCUGUUUAGUUGGUUUAAUUUAUAGCAUUAGAAAUAAUGAAAGUAAGAUAGGAGUAUGCAGUUCAUCAUAAUGAUCCAGUUGAAUCUUUAGAAGAAAAUGAAUAAGUCAUUUUAAUUGCUAUUCAUAUUUAUUAAAGAUUAAAUAUUCCCAAUAUUUAAGAUUACAAAUUGACAUAUCCUGACUAUUAGAAUUACUAAAAUUAAUAAUAUUAAUUUACAUUGGAAUACAUCUCAAAAUAGAUUGAUAAAGAUUGGGAAGUUUAUUUCAAAUCAUUUUGCAAAGGACUUUAUUAAAGUUUUUUAUAUGAUAUAAAUUUCAUUAAAUAUGGAUUAACUACAAUAUUUGAAUCAUUGUAAGUAUUAUAAAUACCAGAAUCAAAAAAUAAAUAAAAUUAAUAAAAAAUUGAUUAAAAGAAAUAAAAAUAAUCAGAAUUUGUAGAAAAGUUUACAAGAAAGAAACCUGCAUAUGGAAAUUGUAAAAUAUAUACAAAGGAAAAUUUCUUUUUGUGUAAUUGUGAUGAAAAGAAAAUAAGAUGGUAUUUGAAAUAAGGAUUAGCUGAUUUGAUAUGUGAAGAUCCUCCUACAAUUUAGUUAAAAUUUGAUCCAAGUGGAUUCAAAGAAGAAGGAUCUGAUAAAGCCUAGUAUGUAACAAUAGAGAGAGUUAAUUAAUGUGUAAUAUGUGGAAAAGAGAAUGAACUUUUGAAAUUUCAUGUAAAUUUUUUAUUUUAUUAAUUUUCUAGAUUGUACCAGUUGUAUAUAAAAAACAUAUUCAAGGAAAAAGAUCAUAUGAUGUUGUUUGUUUGUGUUUAGCAUGUCAUCAUAAGGCUAGUGCUUUAAAUGAUAAAUUAAAAAUAAUUAUUGCAGAAAAAUAUAAUAUAAAUGUUAAAUAAAAUAAAAAGGAUUCAUUAUUAUUAAUGGUAAAAAAUCUUAUUAAAUCAGUAAUGGCUUACAAUAAGAAAAAGUAAAAUUUACCUAAAGAAGCUUAUUAAAAAUUUUAAAUACAAUUUAAUAAUCAAAUAGAAUAAUUAAAAAAUCAAUAAUUAUUCAAUUAAAUAAAUUAAUUUGAUUUGAAUAAUUUAAAAUAUGAAGAUAACUUAAUCAAUAUUAAUGAUGAAUCAUUUUCAGGAUUUGUUGUAUAUCUUAAACUAAAUGAAGAAUUAUUUAAUAAAAAUGAGGAUAAUCCUGAUCAAGGAAAAUUAAUUGUUGAACAAUUAAAAACAGAAGAAGAAAUAGAUGAAUUUUUAGUAUUUUGGAGAGAUAAUUUUUUAAGUAUUAAUUUAAUAUAUAAUAUAAAGAUGAAAUGAAACCGUAAUAUUUAAAUGAAGCUUGGGCUAUUGAUCAUAAAUUUAAAAGGACUUUUGGUGACAAAUCUUAAUACAAUCCAAAUAAUUAAUUAUAACAGAAACAAACAGAUGAUUAAGAUUGA